Aspergillus oryzae RIB40 is the source of this 2196-nucleotide messenger RNA. RefSeq lists its product as uncharacterized. Gene Ontology annotation, biological process: DNA-templated transcription; regulation of transcription by RNA polymerase II. Gene Ontology annotation, cellular component: nucleus. Gene Ontology annotation, molecular function: zinc ion binding; DNA-binding transcription activator activity, RNA polymerase II-specific; RNA polymerase II cis-regulatory region sequence-specific DNA binding. Bases 1 to 2196 code for a protein of 731 amino acids. The record is from RefSeq and is a predicted model, not a curated record. The transcript has 6 exons. Lineage: Eukaryota; Fungi; Ascomycota; Eurotiomycetes; Eurotiales; Aspergillaceae.
AUGUCCGACCCCACAGCGAAACUUGCUUGCGACCGUGAAUACCCGUCCUGCACUCGCUGUCGCAAGACCGGCAACUCUGAUUCCUGCUCAUACGACGACUCUCCUGCUCCAUCGCGUAAUAAACAGCAAAGAUCAGACGUGCUGGGGCAGAACAGACCCGUGCUUACUGCUGCCCCGGCCCCAGAGAACGCUGCCUCGUCUGCGUUUUUGGAGAGCUACAGAGACAAUCAUAACAAUAGACCUAUUGUCUCGGACCUAACGGAGCACGCAGGUACUUGGCAGCUGAUAGGUGGUGAUGUCGAUGGAGCUACCACUAUUAAAGAGCGACCGGCCAUUAAAGCCGACGUGACUGAACUCACAUAUCCUCCUGAGCCGAAGCCAACCGAGGCGGUGGUCUUCCGAGGGGAGAACUACAAGACCCAGUAUUAUGGAAGUACAAAUCCGACUAGUUUGAUCGGUCAUUUCCCCGAGCUUCGGUCUUACAUGAAGGAGACGAUCAAACACCAUGCUUCUUUACCCGGUGUCCAAAAAGAACUCAAAGCAUUGGACACGAAAUGGAAAUACGAAAAACCUCAUAACCUGCCAGUCAAAACUGCAGACCUGUUGCUUCUGCUCCCAGACCAGGCAGAGAUGGACGCGGCUAUUCGGUUGUAUUUCGAUACACUCGAGACGAUGUAUAGAAUUUUGCACAGGCCCACUUUUAUGGAGGAGUAUGAACAAUUGCAGCAGGAUCGGACUGCCGCAAAGCCCGGAUUCAUUGUCCUCGUUCUACUGAUCAUGGCUACUGUCAGCUGCACAACCGCAACCGACCGAACAUACGUAGGCAGCAGCAGUAUCGGUCGAGAACGGGGAUCAUUGUGGAUCGAAACCGCGGAAGCAUGGCUUGGAAAGCAAAGCAAGAAAAAUAUCUACUUGGUUAUAUGGCAGAUUCGCUGUCUACUGGUGCUGGCAAAACAGAUGUGCCGCUACAAGAAGAAGCGCAUGUGGUCGGUGGCAGGCGACUUGGUGAGAGAGGGAAUGGCAGCUGGCUUUCAUCGCGACCCGAGUCGUCUGGGAGGCAAGAUAUCCUUUUUCGACCAGGAGAUCCGCCGACGACUGUGGGCAACAAUGGCAGAGUUGGAGUUACAGGCCUCUGUUGAACGCGGAAUGCCGUCGGCACUAGCUGCAAUCCGAAUGGAUUGUGCCCCUCCAGUUGACAUCGAUGAUGAAGAUCUCAGACCCGAAUGCGAUUCUACCCAGAUACAGGAAUCACCUAGUCACAAUACCUCGACUUCCUUCCUGCACCUAUGUAGGCACAGCCUCGACCUGCGCGUGUCAUUGAAUUCUCGGAUGAAUGACCUAACCUCGGAUCUGCCAUAUGAGGAUAUCCUCAGAUAUGAAGACAUGAUCAUGAGUGAACUUCGGAAGCUCCCCUCGCCAACCGAAAGCAACGAGGAUACUACUGACAGAAAGCUAUCUCAGAUGGCAAGGGUAGUCCUUGAUCUGCAACUCCGGCAAUUCUUGGUCUUGCUACAUGCCCCCUUCGCCAGGAAGACAGAGAUCAACUCACGAUAUGCAGUGUCAAGGAUGGUUUGUUUUAACGCAGCUGCCAGCUUGAUUGACCAGCAUUGGAGGCUGGUACAGUCUGGAAAUCCCAUGUUAUUGCUGUUGAGACAUGACUACUUCCGCGGAGCAUUAAGCCUUACUCACUACGCAUAUGUAUCUUCAGGUAUUCAAGCAUUCCGUUGGUUAAUUAAUAUGUCAGCCGAUCUAUGUUUUCCAGUCGACCACAACGCAUUAUUGCAGUAUAUCCAAAACGCUCUCACCAUGCUGGAGGACAGCAUCACCUAUCUCGGAACCGGAUUCACAUACCAUUGGUACAUUUCUGCUGCGAUAUCCUUUCUCCGAUCACAGUCGCAACCGGCGAAGCCCAGCGCACUCAAGCAGGAAGCGAUUAACCAAGUCGUGAGACAGUAUUACCGAGUUCUUGCGUCCCAAGAGCAAUUUCCUCGUGCGAAGGAGAGGAUCUAUUCAUCACGAUUCAGACAGGGAAACCCAUCGGAAGCUGAGCGACACUUCGAUGUGUUAGACCCAGGGGAGAUGUCCUUAGAUGAUGUGGGAUUCCCUCAGUUCGAUCCGACGGUUCCCUCAAUGGAUCAGUAUUUCUUUGGUGACCCUGCGGCUUGGACAUUUGAUAAUCUCUGGGAGGUUGCAUAG